AUGCCGGCAAGCUACCGGUAUUGCGGCCAAAGUAUAAUGGCAAAAUUAAAAAAUAAGGUAAAAUUUAAAUUGUACGAAAGCGUUUGGAGCGCGAAAAAUUUAAAAAACCGACCCCGGGUGCCCGAAAGGGCACGAAAGAAGGGGAGUAAUGUUAUCGGAGCAUAUCGGUAUACGGGGGUUAACGGCAUAGUUUUAAUAUGCUUAACAACCAAAAUAGCGAGCAUAAAACACUAUACGCUCCGUAUAAUUAUUUUUAAAAAAGGGCAAACAAAUAGGGUUAUAUUUAUUAUUUUAUUGGGCAUUAAUAACUUUUUGCAACGGGAGCGCGUUGCAAAUACCCAUGUAAAGCAAAGAAAAAGCGGUAUUUGUUUUGGGGGCAGGUUUAUUGGAAGCGAAAGCUUUGCGGCGGCGCUCGUUGCGCGCUUUACGCUUUUUUUUAGCGGCGGUCUUUUUGCCGCGGCGGUUAAAGCCCGCCGGGGGGUUAUUAGCGAAACGUUUGUUGGAAGCUUAAAAGGUUGCAAGCGCAAAAAGGGUCGAUGGACCCGCAACAUUUAA
Molecule: messenger RNA, 555 nt
Organism: Gaeumannomyces tritici R3-111a-1
Lineage: Eukaryota; Fungi; Ascomycota; Sordariomycetes; Magnaporthales; Magnaporthaceae
Exons: 2
Coding region: 1-555 (184 amino acids)
Source: RefSeq, a predicted model, not a curated record